GUUUCAGUUUCAUAGAUAUAGGCGUUGUAGAAGUAAGCUCGUCUUCGGUCGGUCGAAGUAUUAUAUUGUAUCGUUGAUUGAUGACGGCUACUAAUGCAUUGAUUAAUCGAGAUUUGGAGCCGAUUCACCCCGUUUACGCCUCCUAAACUAGUGAUAGUGCGCGGUGUCGGGUCUUAUUUCUAAAGUGUAAAGAAAAGGCUUAAAACUGGUGUUCGACAAGUCACUUGGCAAUAUGCCUGCCGUAAGGGGAGAUGGAAUGCGAGGACUCGCAGUCUUCAUAUCGGAUAUAAGAAACUGUAAAAGUAAAGAAGCAGAAAUAAAAAGAAUCAAUAAGGAGCUGGCAAACAUAAGAAGUAAGUUUAAAGGUGACAAAACUCUCGAUGGAUAUCAAAAAAAGAAGUAUGUCUGCAAACUGUUAUUCAUCUUCUUGCUGGGUCACGACAUCGACUUCGGACACAUGGAGGCGGUCAAUCUAUUGUCUUCCAAUAAGUAUUCCGAAAAGCAGAUCGGGUAUCUGUUUAUCUCCGUGCUGGUCAACACCAACAGUGAUCUGAUCAAGCUGAUUAUUCAGAGCAUCAAGAACGACUUGCAGUCGCGCAACCCCAUCCAUGUCAACCUCGCCCUUCAGUGCAUCGCUAAUAUCGGCAGCAAAGACAUGGCAGAAGCUUUCUGCACAGAGAUUCCUAAACUUCUUGUGUCAGGCGACACAAUGGAUGUUGUGAAACAGUCAGCUGCUCUCUGCUUACUCAGACUCUUCCGUAAGUCUCCUGAAAUCAUUCCUGGGGGUGAAUGGACGUCUAGAAUAAUUCACUUGUUAAAUGAUCCCCACAUGGGUGUUGUAACUGCAGCCACAUCUCUUAUAGAUGCUUUGGUAAAGAAAAAUCCAGAAGAAUACAAAGGGUGUGUUACCCUGGCAGUGGCUCGGCUCAGCCGCAUUGUGACUGCCAGUUACACUGACCUACAAGACUACACAUAUUACUUUGUACCUGCACCAUGGCUCUCUGUUAAACUUUUAAGAUUGUUACAAAACUACACUCCACCCUCUGAGGAGCCUGGGGUUAGAGGUCGCCUUUCAGAAUGCCUAGAAACUAUCUUCAACAAGGCCCAGGAACCACCUAAGUCGAAAAAAGUCCAGCACUCAAAUGCCAAGAAUGCUGUUCUAUUUGAAGCUAUCAGUCUCAUCAUUCACAAUGACAGUGAGCCUAACUUGUUGGUGAGAGCAUGCAAUCAGCUGGGACAGUUUCUCAGCAACCGUGAAACUAAUUUACGUUACCUGGCAUUGGAAUCCAUGUGCCAUCUUGCAACUUCUGAAUUCUCACAUGAGGCAGUAAAGAAACACCAAGAAGUUGUCAUUCUUUCAAUGAAAAUGGAAAAAGAUGUCUCAGUUAGGCAGCAGGCUGUUGAUUUAUUGUAUGCUAUGUGUGACAAAACAAAUGCCGAAGAGAUUGUACAAGAAAUGUUGGCAUACUUGGAGACUGCCGAUUACUCUAUUAGGGAAGAGAUGGUACUGAAAGUUGCCAUAUUAGCAGAAAAGUAUGCAACUGAUUUUACUUGGUAUGUUGAUGUGAUUCUUAAUCUUAUAAGAAUUGCUGGAGACUAUGUAUCUGAAGAGGUAUGGUACAGAGUAAUUCAGAUUGUCAUCAACAGAGAGGAAGUUCAAGGUUAUGCAGCUAAGACCGUGUUUGAAGCCCUACAGGCACCCACAUGCCAUGAAAACAUGGUUAAAGUAGGAGGUUACAUUCUUGGUGAAUUUGGUAAUCUGAUUGCUGGUGAUACACGGUCUUCACCAUUGGUUCAAUUUGAAUUGCUCCACUCAAAAUAUCAUCUGUGUUCUGCUGCUACUAGAGCUCUAUUACUUUCUACGUACAUCAAACUUGUCAACCUGUUCCCUGAGAUCAAAAAUCGUGUCCAAGAAGUAUUCAGAGCUGACUCCAACCUACGGUCUGCAGAUGUUGAGCUACAACAACGAGCAUCUGAAUAUUUGCAACUGAGUAUAGUGGCUAGUUCAGAUGUAUUGGCUACAGUAUUGGAAGAGAUGCCUGCAUUCCCUGAAAGAGAAUCUUCUAUCUUAGCAGUGCUCAAAAAGAAAAAGCCAGGUCGUAUUCCUGAUACUUCUGAUAUGAGAGAAUCUAAGAGCCCUCAACCUACAUCAACAGCUGCACCAGCUGUCAACUCGACAAACAAUACUAGUGCAUCAAGUGCUGACCUCCUGGGAUUGUCCACACCACCUGGUUCAGCUGUUCCAACUGCAGGCAAUGGAUUGCUAGAUGUCCUUGGAGAUCUCUACACCACUCCUAAAAUUAGUCCAAGCAAUGCUGCACAAAAUAAUAUCAAAAAAUUCUUAUUUAAAAAUAAUGGUGUUCUCUUUGAGAAUGAAUUGAUUCAAAUUGGAGUCAAAAGUGAAUUUAGACAGAAUCUAGGCAGAAUUGGCCUGUUUUAUGGCAACAAGACACAAUUUCCAAUUCAAAGUGUCAAUCCUGAACUGCACUGGACUGAUAUGCAUAAAUUAAAUAUUCAGAUGAAGCCUAUGGAACCAGUUUUGGAGGCAGGAGCUCAGAUCCAACAAAUGUUAACUGCAGAGUGCAUCGAAGACUAUCUGGACACUCCAAGCAUGUCUGUUUCCUUUAUCUACAACAAUGUGCCACAAAAAAUUACAAUGAAGCUUCCUUUGACAUUGAACAAAUUCUUUGAACCUACAGAGAUGAAUGGUGAAUCUUUCUUCGCAAGGUGGAAGAAUUUGGGAGGAGAGCAGCAAAGAGCACAAAAAAUCUUUAAGGCUCAAGGGGCAAUUGAUAUUGCAGCUACCCGCACCAAACUGGCCGGCUUUGGGAUGCAACUGCUGGAUGGCAUUGACCCCAACCCUGAUAAUUUUGUAUGUGCUGGCAUUGUGCAUACCAGAGUCCAACAAGUAGGAUGUCUCAUGAGAUUGGAACCUAAUAAGCAAGCUCAAAUGUUUAGACUUACAGUAAGAUCUAGCAAGGAGACAGUCUCACAAGAAAUUUGCGACUUACUUGCAGACCAGUUUUAAUAAUAAUUAAAAUAAAUUAACAAAUAUGAACAACAUUGUUAAUAGCAAUGUUAAUUGCUGUUAGGUUCACAGCUGCAGAAAAUACACAAAUGCUAUAUGUUACAUGAAGCAUGUUAAAAAGUCACUUGUGAACAUUGCACUGAUUCAGUAGGAAUUUGUAAUAUCUCACAUAUACAAUUUUGAGAUGACUUUUACUAACUGAAAAGUUAGGCUUUGUGGUUUGAAAAAGUUAAAAAUUUGUUUGAGUUCUCUCAUACACUAUAGGGAACAUAUUUUCAAGUAGUCCAUUACUAUAGUUCUAUGUUAUUGUAUGUAGCUAUUCAACGAUCUUUCUUGUAAAUCAGAUUUCAUUGAUAGAUAAAUAAUAUAGUAUAUUAGCAUUUCAUGGGCUAUUGUAUUAUUUAAUUAAUUUAUAAAAUUAAGUUAAACUUACUGACAUGUAAGUUUAGACUUAAAUUGAAUAUGUUUUUAUUUAGACUAUAAUAUAUUUUUUUAUGUUUCACUGUACAAUUCAUAUAAUGGUACAGUACAUAAUUCUAAUCAUUUAUUUGUACAUAGAUUUUUUAUAAAGGUGUGCCCAAAUUUUGGCUAAGUGUUGGAUGUACAUUUGUUUUUCAUAUUCAUUGAAAAUAAUGUAUUGUAUUACUAUUUAAUCUAAAUUCAGGUGUAAUGAGAUAUGAUAAAAUGUAUAACAUGAUCAUACCAAAGUUAAAUGUUUUGGCUGUUAUGUGGCAUGAUAAUUCAUAUAUAACCAUGCUGUUGGUUUAUCUAAAGUAUUUGCCACAUGGAUACAUUUUAAUUCUGGGUGUGAUCUGUUAGCCUAUAAUGAAAACUUAUCAUCAUACAAGUUAAUAUAUAUAUAUAAUCAUAAUCUCUGAAAAACAACCCACUUGGGUGGUACUUAUUUUGUAGGUUUUUAGCAGAGCACCACAUGGUAGGUAACUCGUGUAAUUUGAUAUCAAAAAAAUGCGAUAGAUUUUUGUGUUACGCUUAAAAAAUAUAUGUAAUUACUGAGGUGAAAACAAUAACGAACUUUUUCCGCAAAGUAGGGUUUUACCUAUUAGAAGACAUUUAUUUUUUCCUUAGCGUUUUUACUCGUUAACACCGAAAAAUUAACUUCAUAUCAAGUUAUUUUUAACGCCAUAUAUGUACAAUAGAUACCAUGAUACGCCGUGGAAAAAUUAAUUCCUUAUGUAGUGUAUUUUUGUAGGGGAUAUUUUCCUAAUUACAUAAUUUCUAUAAGGGGUAAUGUGUUCAAAAAUAAAUCAGCUACUUAAACCUUUUUAAUAUCAAGUAUGACAAUAAGGAGAUAUCCGACGAAAAAACUACCAUGAAAUAAGGACCACCCUAGUGGUCAAGUAGCAGAUGCACUUUGUUGGUGAAUUUUUGAGGUUUUUUAUUUACUUAUAAUGUUCCUGUUAAUUGUUAAAGUAAAGUAUGCUUAUCAGAGAUUUAUUUUGGAAUCGUUACGAUUCAGACGUCCUUUAUGUUGAUAGAAAAUAUAUUUGGUUAAGUAGGUAUCGAAACAUUUUUGGUAUCAUGUGUUAUUCAUACAUUCCUCAUAUCUAUUUGGUUAAUAUAAUAAACCAAAAACUAUUAGUGACUUUAAAAAUAUGAAUGCUUGCAAUUUAUUCGGACAUAUAGCUAUGUGAACGGAAAUAUACAUAUUUUAGGGAUAAUACUUUUAUUUAAAGUCCGCUGGAACAAAAUCCCAUUGUUUGUCAUUGUAUGCGUACUGAUAAGGAAAGGAAGAGAACUGAGCUCACCCAGUUAUCAUUUUACAUGUGAAUGUACUCAUAUUGCGAGAUUAAUAAAAGUUAUGUACAAUAAAAUGUGGUAUGUGUUAUGGUUUGUUCAUAGGAAUCUCAUCACAUAUAAUAUCAUAGUUGUACCACAGGAUAGUGUAGGUUCGUAGAUACAAUUGGUAUUAGGGGCUUGUAAGAAAGUUCAUGUAUAGUAUAACCAGCUGUUCACGAAAGAGUAUUAAACAUUAAAUGUUUAACAUUGAGUAGGGAGCAUAGUAAAAUUUACUUUGCAUGGUAGGUGUUUAAAGAGUAGUAAGAAUAUUCACAACAAAUGCAUAACUUCAUCUCGUUCAAACACGUGGUAUGAUAAUUAUAUGUAUAUUAUGGAAGUAAGAAUGUGUAUACUUGCUUAUUUGAUAAAUACCUUCAGUGUAUUGUGUGUGAGUUGAAUAUCAAAAUGUACAAUAUCGCAUGGUUAAUAAAUUGAGCGUGAUACAUAGAUUAUAUAGAAGUUCGUUUCCGCGCUUGAAGCCACUUUGUAAUUGUCUAACGUAAAUAUUUAUCCAAUAUAUAAUAUAUUUAAAUUGAA
Molecule: messenger RNA, 5362 nt
Organism: Cydia pomonella (codling moth)
Lineage: Eukaryota; Metazoa; Arthropoda; Insecta; Lepidoptera; Tortricidae
Product: AP-2 complex subunit alpha-like
Exons: 1
Coding region: 233-3028 (931 amino acids)
Biological process (GO): clathrin-dependent endocytosis; intracellular protein transport
Cellular component (GO): AP-2 adaptor complex; membrane coat
Molecular function (GO): clathrin-cargo adaptor activity
Source: RefSeq, a predicted model, not a curated record